Alternaria incomplexa is the source of this 1188-nucleotide messenger RNA. RefSeq lists its product as uncharacterized. The transcript has 7 exons. Gene Ontology annotation, molecular function: agmatinase activity; metal ion binding. The record is from RefSeq and is a predicted model, not a curated record. NCBI's taxonomy places the organism in Eukaryota, Fungi, Ascomycota, Dothideomycetes, Pleosporales, Pleosporaceae. Bases 1 to 1188 code for a protein of 395 amino acids.
AUGAGGUUCACUCCCGCGCUUUUGAGCUUCGCGGCUACGGUAGCUGCGCACGGUGACCACGGGCAUGACCAAGACCCUUUGAAUGGUCCUCAUGAGGGACUGUGGUACAACACACUUCCUGGCGAUGGCGGCAAACAAGCCGACUCCAUCUUCUCCGGCAUAUCUACAUUUGGCCGCCUCCCAUACCACCCAUGUCUCUCUAGCAACACGCAGUUCGACAUUGCGUUCAUUGGUGCGCCCUUUGACACUGGCACAUCCUACCGCCCUGGUGCUCGCUUCGGGCCCAGCGGUAUCAGACAAGGUUCCCGCCGCCUCAAUCUCUAUGGUGGCUACAACGUUCCACUCGCGGCGAACCCGUUCAACUCGUGGGCUAAGGUUGUGGACUGCGGUGAUAUUCCCGUUACUUCGUACGACAACGCGUAUGCGCUCCAGCAAAUUGAAGAAGGCCACAACCUACUGUUGAGCCGCCCGCCACACACACAUGCCAACAAGCCAGGCCCCUCAAAGACAGGCAAGACGCUCCCUCGUCUGAUCACUCUCGGAGGAGACCACACCAUCACACUCCCCCUUCUCCGUUCCAUCAACCGAGAAUACGGCCCCAUCACCGUCAUCCACUUUGACAGCCAUCUCGAUACCUGGCGCCCCAAAGUCUUCGGCGGCGCACCCUCCGAACAAGCCAGCAUAAACCACGGCACCUACUUCUUCCACGCCGCCCAAGAAGGCCUCCUCGCAAACGACACCAACAUCCACGCCGGCAUCCGCACGACCCUAUCCGGCCCCUCUGACUACGAAAACGAUGGCUACUGCGGUUUCGAAAUCGUCGAAGCACGUGAAGUGGACAAGAUCGGCACCGAUGGCAUUAUCAAGAAGAUCCGCGAGAGGGUCGGCUUGGAGAAGCCCGUGUAUCUGAGUAUCGAUAUCGAUACGCUGGAUCCUGCUUUCGCACCCGCAACUGGCACCCCCGAAACCGGCGGCUGGACCACACGCGAACUCCGCACCAUUAUCCGCGGUCUCGAAGGCAUCAACCUCAUCGCCGCCGACAUUGUCGAGGUCGCACCCGCUUACGACACCAACGCCGAAUUAACCACUAUGGCUGCUGCUGAUACGCUGUAUGAGGUUAUGACGUUGAUGGUUAAGAAGGGGCCGUUGAGCUAUAUGGGGGCUCCCAAGGAGAUUAUGGAGUUGUAG